AUGACAAAAAGAGCAGCCAAAAACAAGAAUAAGAGUACGGUGCCAGACAUCGGCCAAGAAGAUAAAAAUCAACCCAAUAGUACUAGUAAAACAAAAAGAAAAAAGACAGAAACAGAAGAAACGAGCAAUAAUGAAAAUACAGAAAUCAUUGAUCCUUCUGAAGAUAGCUUCAGCGAGAUAUUGGUAUCAACAACUAACAUAAAAGAAGAAGGAAUGCUCCAGCUCAUAGGACUAAAGAGAUCAUCAAAGUCAAACAAAGUGUUAUUUCUUUUGAAGAGUGCAGGAUACAUCAAAAACAACAUAUAUAUCAAACCACCACAGGAGAUAACUCAACAAAUAAUAGAAUAUAUAGGAGUCAAUAGCUUUCAAAAUAACCAAAACAUAUCAGCAUCAGCAAACAGCUCACUAUGUUCAGAUCAGAACGGAGAAGGAAAAACAAAUUACAGCAAAUUCAAUAACGAGUUACAGUCAUUGGAGUUAUUUGCGGUUUAUAGGAAACUAUACUAUUUUUUUCCGAUACAAAUAGACUGGCAAGAUUUGUCUUAUCUACACAGUAUUGGAAAUAUUAUGUGCACUGCUAAUAACAGUAAUGAUAAGAUCAAAUUUGACCAGUUUAUAGAUACAUUCUAUCGAUCCUCUAUAAUAACGUCAGACUCCGGAUAUACCCUCAAAGACACAUUGACGCCCACAUCCGAUUUAAGGGUACUACGAGAGUUCUUUCACCCAGGAACAUUUAGGCAGAUCAUAUUAUUGCUACUAUACCAGAAGCUCACUUUAUUUGAAGUAUUGGAUAUGGAACAUCAAGACAUACAUCCUCAGAAUCUCACAAUCAAUCUCAAGAGGCGCACGACUCAAGUAUUUUCAAUUGUCUAUAAGCUUCAAGUAUAUACAUUUGUACUCCACAAUGCACCAACUGUUACGAUGAUUGAUUGGGAACUUUUUAGCAAGACAUAUAGCAAGCAAGGUACACGAAGUGGAAAUCUGAAAGACUCUAACUCAACCUCAUUAUGCUCAACAUUUGGUGGCAAGAUGGCGCAGAUUAAGCAAACAAUUAAAGAUGCAUUGGAAUAUCUCAAUACUCAAACGAACGGGGAGUAUGAACCACAGAUGGAUUGGUUCAAAGAAAUGUUUUUUUAUGACAGAUCUCUUGAUCCAUUCGUAAGAGGCAAUGCUCGUGGUAAUUUUCAGUUUCCUGGAUUUAUUUUUCAUGAUAUAUCUCCAUGCUCAUAUCACGAAUCACUUUCUCAUAUAUGUGGAACCAAUGGCACAGAAACAUUGAUUUCAAUGGGUGGAUAUAGACGUAUAUCUGAUCCAUCUAUGUACUAUUUCAGAUCAUUCAUUCCUCCCACAUCUACAAAUCACACAAAACAGUCCGAUAUUGACCUCUCGCCGAUUAAGCCAUUGAAUAAGAAACCAAUUGAAACGUGUGAAGGUUUGGAGUUGGAUAUGGGAACAAAUGGAGACGAGAACGAGAUAGAAGAACACAUCAGUAAAGAGGGAGAAGGAUGUAUGAUACAUACUUGGGAAGAUGUAUCAUUCGAUAACAAACCAAUUUUAGAUCUUGUUUGUCUAAAUGAGGAUAUGAACGAUAAAAAUAAUCCAUAUCCAACUUGGCUCCAACCCAAAUACGUUUCAAAUACCAAGCUAAAACUGAAUAAGGACGCAGUAGAUCACAUCGUAAAAUCAGUUGCUGUGGAUAAAGGCAAAAGAUACAGUCAGAUUUUGCAAGAAAUGAAAAGUCAUGGAACUAUGAUAGACUCUACCACAAUUAAUCCAGCAACAUUCGAAAGAGAUCUAUUGGGAUUUAUUUAUGAUGACCUAGGAAGCGGUCGGCUAUUUACAAAGGAGUUGGUUGGUGGACGCAUUGGGCUAUUUUGUACAAGCGACAUCCUCGAAAAUACUAUUAUUACCCAAUACUAUAAUCAGUUCAAUAUUAGAGCCAACGAAAGUAUUCAUCCUUUGGAUUGCAUUGUUAAGCUUCUUGAAACAGUCUAUCCGGGCCAUAAUGUCGAUGACUUUGUCCCCCUACCGAUGCCGCACAUGGGUGUCGGUAAUGUAGCUAGAAAGGAUGCCAAACAAUCAAAUUGCAGAAUUAUCAAAGUAUAUUUUGAUGUUCAAAAGACCAAAAUGGCAAAUUUUAUUAGAGCUAUUACAAUUACAAAAUAUUCAAACAUAUUUUACCAGUUAUCAACUCUAUAUGAUAAUACAAUAACAACCAGAGAUGCCAGACGAAGUAUUUAUCCACACAUAUAUGAUAAGAGAUUUUCCACCUAUCAACAUAAGCAUUAUCAUAUUUAUAGUUAUGUUGAACAAAUAAAAGAUCAAAUAAAAGUAAAAGAAAACGAAGCUCAAGAUUCAAGUGCAAAAGAUGAUUUUACUAAUAGCUAUCAAUUAAUAGCUUAUGCAUUGAUGGACGAUCUUGUCAGAAGAGAUAAUGGUACAGCUUUUUUCUCGAUUGAUAAUAGCGUACCAGAAGGUGAUAAUUUAAUUGAAAACAUUGCAAAGGCUGUUUCGCUUGGUAUUCAAGCAUAUAAAAUCAGUUCUUAUAUCAAUAAGUGGGCCGAUGCUAACAAAUUAGAUAAACGCUAUUACGUCACCUACGAUAAAUCAGGUUUUUCACUUAUGGAAAAAUAA
This is a messenger RNA of Heterostelium album PN500, 2634 nucleotides long. NCBI's taxonomy places the organism in Eukaryota, Evosea, Eumycetozoa, Acytosteliales, Acytosteliaceae. The record is from the annotation of a RefSeq genome assembly.